UGGCGACUUCUGCAAUGGAACCGAAAGAAAGUUCCAUUGCUUGUUGUAUCCCACCAAUAUUGGAUUGUUUGACGAUAUAAAAGCCAAAAAAGUACAAGAAGAAAGAUGCUCACAACUGAUGCAAUGGGGUUGCUUACUUAGCCAUCGAUUUUGCUGCUUCUGACCUGUUGGAAAUAUGUGAUCACAAUAAUUCUACAAAGAUGUGAAGUGGUUCCAAUUAAAGUUUUCGUUUCAAAAAUGUCUCUACACUGGAAAAUGCACACCAACUUUCCCUUUACAAGAGUUUUUGUUCUGGGAAUAAUUCUCUUCUUUCUGGGUCUAGCCAGCAUGAUCAUUUCCAUCAUAGCUUUUGUUACCCAAUCAUGGGGACAUUAUGUGGGAACUGGCAUGUGGGGCGGAGCAACAAUAUUGGCAUCUGGAUUGACAGCGGUGUUUGUAUCAAGGCUCAAAUCACUGGCCAGUGUCAAAACUUUCUGCACCUGCUCGUUAAUUGGUACUUUUACCUCUCUAACGAUGCUUAUACUGUCAGCUGGUGGUUUGACACUUAGUAGUGGAUUUUAUGGCCGUAUUGAUCCUUCAGAAUAUAACAAAAGAACUUCAAACCUAGUUCAUGCUUCACUGUUGGUGAUUUCAGUAUUCUGUUUAUCUGGUAAUGUAUUGGCCCUAAUUGUGUGUUGCAAAUAUAUAUUCUUUGAGCACCAUGAUAAGCCUAAGCACAGGCGCCACCAUAGGAAUAUGUCUGAAGGUUCAUUCAGAACAAGUAACUCACUCCGCGGUGGUGCGCCAAACACUAGUAGUUUGAGAUCAGGCACCAGCCGCUCACUACUUCAAAAUGAAGCUGUAUCUAGAAGACAUUCAGAUAAUGCAGAUGUAAAUCGCGUUCAGAUAGAAUAUCGUAGAUCCCAUCGUCGCACUGCUUCAGAUCAACUCCAUUCAAAUAAUCGCAGGCAUAGAUACAGUCAUGAAUUAAGUAGUAAUAAUAAUAAUAAUAUACUGUCUGUUGGUGGAGUGAAGUUCUACCCAGACAGAAGAAUAACAAGUAACAGAAACUCCAGUCAAGCAAGAGAAGUUAGACCUGAUAACAAAGAGGUUGACAGGCUCAACAUUAUCCCACUGCGACAGGGGUCUGGUAGUAACAACAGGGCCUGUACACAUUCUUUACUGCUGGUGCAGACGUCCAGAGUUGCAACAUCUGAAUCUCCAAAGGUACGUCUUCCCACUGAGUUUGAUGAAGAAGAGUUGCCUCCAUAUGAGGUGGUGGAGUCAAGGGAUCAGCUGGAAGGGGCAAAUGGCUCUGAUAGUGGUGAUGAGUCUGAUACAGAGAACUCAUCCAGUACUGAUGCUCAUAGCUAUAAUGCUGGUGAUUUUGGCGAUGAAGGUGCUGAGAGUGUGCCGAUGGUUGAAAUAAGGGUCAGUCGAAGUGAUAAUCAACAGCCUUUAAUCGUGCAGUCUCAGCUGCCUAGUUCAUCGCAAACUUCUAGUAGUCAAAAUCGUUCCCAGCACGGGUCAUCCCAGAGAAGCUCUGAUUUUAACACAAGCAGAGGUGCAGGUGCUAUGAUAGUUAGAAAAGAUUCAAAUAGAUCAAACAGACCUGUUCUCAGUUAUGUUAAUACACAGUCUAUAGAUGAGUUAGGAGAUUAUGAACACUUGCUCUCUGUAUCACCUGAGGUUUGUGCUAUAACAGGAGAAAGCCCUGAGUCAGUUCAGGGAGCUGAAGGGGAAGAGCACCAUGUUGUCAAUGAAAAUUUUUAUGAAAAUGGACCCUGUUAUGAAAAUGUAAAAUGCUUAGGGCAGUCACAGAAUGAAACAGGUAUGAAUUUUUUGUCCAAGUCAUCACCAUCAAAUUUGGCAACUUCAAGUCCAGUUUCAUCUCUGCAACAAAACGGCAAGAAAACCAGCAAUAAUAUCUCAGGUCCAUCUCGUAAAGUAUCUGUUCAGAUUAUUUCCCGAUCUUCUCCCACCCAAAAUACUUCCCCACAUUCUCCGCAAACCAACUUCGGGUCCACCCUUUCAGCUUUUAGACCCGUAGGUGCUGUUGCCUCUGGCCUGGCUUCCCAUAGCAUUUGUUCACCUUCCCACCAAAGUAGAUCACCGCAGCAGUCCAAUGAAAAAUUAGCUUCCAGUAAUAACUUGACGUCGAAGCACAAGCCAGGUGGCUGUUCUCCUCCAGCGUACAGUAAUGAACUUCAGACUUGCUCUGGUCAUCCCAUCAAUUAUCUAGAACAAGGAGCUGUACCAAAAUCAACAAGACCCAAGGAGACCACACAUAAAACCAGAGAUAGUUUAAAUCUUUCUUGGAAAAAUAUACCACUGCCUUUAUCUUAUAAUCACUCUGAAAGUGUUUCAAACGAGCAUGAAAAAGUAUUACCUCCCAAAACAAUCCCAUUUGCCGAAUCAAAGACAAACAUUUCAAAAUUGUCUUCUCAAGAAAGCACGUCUUCCAAAUUGUCUCCGAGAGUUUACCCGUUAUCCAUUUUAAACUCACUAUCUUCUACAACAGAAGCUUCAGCAUCAAACUCUCCUGAGGAUGCUGAAGCAGCUGCACCUCAAUCAAAACCUUCUGCUGCAAGCAAUCCUACAGAUACAACACCCAACUCAAAAGUUAAUAACAGCAACAACUUGACAUCUUCUGUGAGAGAAGCUAGCACACAGGCCACCAGCAAUCUCUCGUCUCGCUGGCAUUCUCACAGAAUGGGAGGCAACCAGUCUUUGCUGCAAACACGACGAGAAGAAAUACAGAACUCUCAUUUGUCUAGAAGAGCAGUAGAAGCAUCUUCACGAAGUGGGAGACCCUCGAGUAUGCCAUUAUCUGUCGGUCGCAGUGGUAUCAGUCAUGGGAUAUCGGCGCUCGCACCUUCGCUUGACGGGCAGAGCAGAAGUGAAAAUUCCGACUCUGCUCAUCCUCUGUCUCUAAGAUCUUAUCUUGUUAACCAGCAAAUGUCUCAGUCGCUGGCCCUGCGACAAAACCAUCUUGUGCAGCAUUAUCCUUUGCAGCCCCAGCAGCCGAGGCUGGGGGUUCAGCUGCACCAGAGGAGACAGCAGCAGCAUCAACUACAGCAGAAUAUAGAAUCACAGCAGCAACAACAGCUUCAACAACAACAGCAACAACAGCUUCACCAAGGGGCUCAGCAACCACAACAAGCCAGAAAUGGAAGACCUUUGUUUUCAGUUCUAUUAUAACAUGGAACUUUAAAAAAAUUUAACUCUUAAACGAGACAAAACAAUUUUUAUUUUUUAAUAUAUUCAGUUGCUUUUUCAAUACUCAAAAUGAAUUUUAACUGUUAAAAUUUAAAAGUAUUUAUCUUCAAUAAGCUAUAAUCACAAACAUAUUACUUUUCUAAAA
This is a messenger RNA of Physella acuta, 3343 nucleotides long. Its product is annotated as ras guanine nucleotide exchange factor B. The record is from RefSeq and is a predicted model, not a curated record. NCBI's taxonomy places the organism in Eukaryota, Metazoa, Mollusca, Gastropoda, Physidae.